AUGGUGUCAUCCAAAGCGCUUCUUUCUGUUUAUGCACUUUCGGACAUCAUACUUGCGUAUCCCAUUAUUGAACGCCAACACACUGAAGACUCUUCUUCUGGUGGGGUGCAUGAUAUGGCAACGAGAUCACCGAACCCGAGAUUUAGAAAUCCGUUUGAUGUCAACCAAUUCUUAGAUAACUUGGACUACAAAAUUCCUGACAAUAAGGAUAUCCAAGAAUGGGUUGAUGAAGUACAGAAGAAGGGCGCAAUGGCGGCAGAAGGGGAUUUCUUUGGAGAUGACGACGACGAUGACAGCGAUAGUGACAGCGACGAUAAUAAUGAAGAUGAAGACGACGAUACUGAUGAUGGCAAGGACAAAAACAAGGACAAGGACGACGAUGACGAUGAGGAAGAAACCAAAAAAGAUCAUGAGGUUAAGGAGCCAACACAAUCUACUGAAGCCCAGCAACCUUCAACCAGCACCAGAGCCUCGAAUACAGCCAAUAUAACACCUCUGCUUCCUCUCUUCCCAACCUCUACAAUCACGACGACCAUAGAGAUGCCGACUCCAUGCACGACAGAGUCACCUGCUCAAGGUACCACUACCAGUGAGCCGGAAGUUAGUGACGUUCCAAUGGCCCAGGAACCGGUGUCUGAGGACGCUACUUCGAUAAUUACAAUACCUAGUGUAACCAUCCUGCCUAUUUUACGCCCGACGUAUUUCACUGGAUUGGGCCAUCUUUUGGAUCUAUUACCAGACGAUCAGUCUGACGCUUCGUAUAGGGCUUGA
This is a messenger RNA of Talaromyces atroroseus, 771 nucleotides long. RefSeq lists its product as hypothetical. The transcript is spliced from 2 exons. NCBI's taxonomy places the organism in Eukaryota, Fungi, Ascomycota, Eurotiomycetes, Eurotiales, Trichocomaceae. Bases 1 to 771 code for a protein of 256 amino acids. The record is from RefSeq and is a predicted model, not a curated record.